Molecule: messenger RNA, 2887 nt
Organism: Dipodomys ordii (Ord's kangaroo rat)
Lineage: Eukaryota; Metazoa; Chordata; Mammalia; Rodentia; Heteromyidae
Gene: Ercc4
Product: excision repair cross-complementation group 4
Exons: 12
Coding region: 1-2448 (815 amino acids)
Biological process (GO): double-strand break repair via homologous recombination; resolution of meiotic recombination intermediates; nucleotide-excision repair involved in interstrand cross-link repair
Cellular component (GO): nucleotide-excision repair factor 1 complex
Molecular function (GO): single-stranded DNA binding; damaged DNA binding; single-stranded DNA endonuclease activity
Source: RefSeq, a predicted model, not a curated record
AUGGUAAUCAGGGAAGACUUCUUGCAGGCAGCAACAGAGAAUCUGGGGCCAGAAGAUGAGGAAGACAGCAGCAAGUACAGAGACAAGCAUGUGGAAGAGUAUUUUAUCAAUCAGCUGAAAUUAGAAGGAACCGAACAUCUCCCUUGCCGCGUAACCAACGAAAUCACGAGCAACAGUCGCUACGAGGUGUACACACGAGGAGGGGUCAUAUUUGCCACAAGUCGAAUACUUGUAGUUGAUUUCUUGACCGACAGAAUACCUUCAGAUUUAAUAACGGGCAUCCUGGUGUACCGAGCCCACCGAAUCAUCGAGUCAUGUCAGGAAGCCUUCAUCCUGCGCCUCUUCCGCCAGAAAAACAAGCGCGGUUUCAUCAAAGCGUUCACAGACAAUGCCAUCGCCUUCGACACCGGCUUUUGUCACGUGGAGAGAGUGAUGAGAAACCUUUUUGUGAGGAAGCUGUAUCUGUGGCCGAGGUUCCACGUGGCUGUCAACUCGUUUUUAGAGCAGCACAAACCAGAAGUGGUGGAAAUUCAUGUUGCCAUGACACCUGCCAUGCGGGCCAUCCAGACAGCCAUCCUGGACAUUUUAAACGCCUGUCUGAAGGAGCUGAAAUGCCACAACCCAUCACUGGAAGUGGAAGACUUGUCUUUAGAAAAUGCUAUCGGGAAGCCUUUUGACAAGACAAUCCGCCAUUACCUGGACCCUUUGUGGCACCAGCUUGGAGCCAAGACAAAGUCCUUGGUCCAGGACCUGAAGAUACUCCGGACCUUGCUGCUGUACCUCUGCCAGUACGACUGCGUCACCUUUCUUAACCUUCUGGAAUCUCUGAGAGCCACGGAAAAGGCUUUUGGUCAGAAUUCAGGUUGGCUGUUUCUUGACUCCAGUACUUCAAUGUUUGUAAAUGCCCGAGCCAGGGUUUAUAAUAUUCCAGACUCCAAAAUGAGCAAAAAAGGCAAAAAGUCUGAGAAAAUGGAGAAUAAAGAAGGUCAAGAAACAAAGAAGGAACUGGUGCUUGAAAGCAAUCCCAAGUGGGAAGCCCUUUCGGAAGUGCUGAAAGAGAUCGAAGCAGAAAAUAAGGAGAGCGAGGCCCUGGGAGGCCCAGGGCAGGUGCUGAUCUGCGCCGCUGACGACCGCACCUGCGCCCAGCUGCGCGGCUACCUGGCGUCAGGCGCCCAGGCCUUCCUGCUGCAGCUCUACCGGAGAACCUUCGAGAAGGACGGCAAGGCCGAGGCAGUGUGGACAGAGUUCGGGAAGGCGGGCAGUUCAAAGAGAAAUCCGAAAUCGGGCAAGAGACCCAGGGUCCCGCCCAAGCGAGGCCCGGCCCCCGCGGGAGACAGGGCGGCGCGGAGGAAGCGCUACGGGGUCCUCCGCGAGCCGCUGGCGGUGCUGCACCCGCUGCUGGGCUGCGGCGACCCCUACGCGCUGACGCGGACGCUGCACGAGCUGGAGCCCCGCUACGUGGUCCUCUACGACGCCGAGCUCGCCUUCGUCCGCCAGCUCGAGGUCUACCGGGCCAGCCGGCCGGGGAGGCCCAUGAGGGUUUACUUCCUUAUAUAUGGGGGUUCCACGGAGGAGCAGCGCUACCUCACCACCCUUCGGAAAGAAAAGGAAGCCUUUGAAAAACUUAUCAGGGAAAAGGCUAGCAUGGUUGUCCCUGAAGAAAGAGAAGGCAGAGAUGAAAGCAACCUGGACCUGAUGCGAGGCCAAGCGUCCAUGGGCGAUGCCAUCGACACUCGCAGAGCUGGUGGCCAGGAGCCGGGCACCGAGGCGGCCCGCGUGGUGGUGGACCUGCGCGAGUUCCGCAGCGAGCUGCCCGCGCUGCUGCACCGGCGCGGCCUGGACCUGGAGCCGGUGACCCUGGCAGUGGGUGACUACGUGCUGAGCCCGGAGCUGUGCGUGGAGCGCAAGAGCAUGGGUGACCUGGCGGCCUCGCUGGGCAGCGGGCGGCUCUACGCGCAGUGCCAGGCCAUGGCGCGCUACUACCGCCGCCCCCUGCUGCUGGUGGAGCUGGAUGCGCGCAGGCCCGGCCCGCUGCUCCCGGACGUGGGCUCCCGGCUGGUGCUGCUCACGCUGCACUUCCCGCGGUUGCGGCUGCUCUGGUGCCCGUCCCCGCACGCCGCGGCCGAGCUCCUGGAGGAGUUGAAACGGGGCCGGGCCCAGCCCGACGCGGCCGCCGCCGCCGCAAUCAGCGCUGACUCGGAGCCGCUGCCCGACUCGGAGCGCUACAACCCGGGGCCGCAGGACUUCCUGAUGCGGAUGCCGGGGGUGAGCGCCAAGAACUGCCGCUCGCUCAUGCGACAGGUGCACAGCCUUGCCGAGCUGGCCACCCUCCCACAGGAGCGGCUGGCCGCCAUCCUGGGCCACGCAGGCAACGCCCGCCAGCUGUUCGAGUUCAUCCACACGCCCUACCCAGGCCCGGGGCCCACCGCGGGGAGGCAGAGGACCUGAGCAUGCGCCCUGGUGGCCCCAGGGGGGAGGCCCCGUGGUCCUGUGAAGGCUGCCCAGGCAGCCAGCUGCACAGGGCUCGCCUCCCAUCCUCCAGGCGCUUCUGCAAAGCCCGGGCUCCUUCCUCCCGGCAUUUCUGUCUGGUCAGUGUCCAGGCCCGGCUGCUGAGCCCCACUUCUGAAUUGAGCUGUGUCAGGGUGUCCACACGUCCUGCACUCUCCCACAUACCCAGUGUUCCCCCUCGCCAUCCACAUGGCCUGCUGACCCCAGGAGGAGCCUCCAGACCAGCUCUGCGCACGUUUCCUCCAGCUUCAGUGCCUUCCACCUGUGUCAGGUUGGACUUAACGAUACUCACUUCAAACCACAUCUAAAGCCGGGUAGGUGGCUCACACCUGUAGUCCCAGCUACUCAGGAAGCUGUGAUCUUUGGAUCCAGUUCAGAA